AUGCUGGGCAAGAACUUGGGAAAGAAGGUUGGCGCUGAUUUCAUCAAUAAAGAAUACCACAAAUAUCUUAAAAAACAAGAUGAUACGAAAGAUCAAGGGAAAGAUAAGAAAGAAAAGACAAGCAGUAAAGAAUCAGCACAAAGCUCUUCAUCACACAGCGGCGAAUCCCACUCAUUUGCGGACAAACAGCAGCAAAAGAAGUUGAAACGAGAAGCAAUGCGAAAGAAAGGGCAGACAGCAAAGAAGAUCCUGCCCACUGAUAUUGAGAAACCAAAAGUAGCACUGCGUCCAUUCAUAUGCAAACUUCCCACUAGGAAACUACGCUGGAAAGGCAAGCCAAGCGAGAACACGGUAACGGUACAG
Molecule: messenger RNA, 363 nt
Organism: Cooperia oncophora
Lineage: Eukaryota; Metazoa; Nematoda; Chromadorea; Rhabditida; Trichostrongylidae
Source: the annotation of a GenBank genome assembly